UUAGCAGGUACACACAAGUAAUGUUAUCUGAGGGUUGAAGGCAGAACAUCAGAAGAUGAGUUCCCUAACGGUGUUUGGUUUGCUGUGUCUGACAGUAUCAACACAACCAGAUAUCCGGUGGGCUCAAGCAGCUCACGAGUUACGUCCUGUUUGGUUUGCGUCUAACCCUGCCAUGUCCCUAGGUCUGAAUUUACCUCCCUCUGGUAGACGAAUCUACAAGACUCCAGAAUUAACUCCAAGAGUCACCUACACCAUUACUCUAAAAACCUCCGAAUAUUUCGAUGCAGGAACGGACGCUAAAGUUUACAUUAAGUUGAAAGGCUUAAAAGGCACGACAGGCUGCAUUUACCUCAUUGAUGAGCACAAGACUGCUUUUAAACCUGGUAAAGUGGACAUGUUCACGGCAAAGGCCAAGGAUGUUGGAAUGCCCAGCUCAAUAGAGAUUGGACACGACAACACCGGCCCAAAUCCGGCCUGGGGACUGGACUAUGUCGAGGUGCUACAAGUGAUCGCCCCAAAUGAGUACAGCAGCGAUACGAUCCAUGUAAACAGCCGAUUUGACUAUUACGAGUGGGUCGAUGCAGCUCUGGUUGACAAGCCACCUGUCAGAGAGAUACCUGUAACAACGAUAGACAUAACCCUAUCCUAGACCCUGAGUCAAGAGUAUGGUUAUUGCAUAGACGUCGAGAGUGUGGUUAAUGCAUGGACCUAACCCAAACACGUCUAGACAUACAUAAUGUACAGAAAUACAACUAAAAAUUGUGAUUCAGAUGGAGAUGUCUAUACCAUAAAUGGUAGUUUAGAAUGUUUUAAGUAUGGAUUAUAAUAAAAUGUUAGAAAUAAAUAAAAUUAUUA
Molecule: messenger RNA, 855 nt
Organism: Physella acuta
Lineage: Eukaryota; Metazoa; Mollusca; Gastropoda; Physidae
Product: lipoxygenase homology domain-containing protein 1
Molecular function (GO): protein binding
Source: RefSeq, a predicted model, not a curated record